AUGCCACAAGACCCAGGCGAGCUGGGCGACCAGCGCGAGCAGCUGCUGCUUGAGGACGAGACUGACCACCAGGACACCUUGUUACACCAUCUGGUGACAGAACACGGCAAAAGUGACCUGCAGGCGGCCUUUUUCAACAUGUCCAAUUCGAUCCUCGGAGCAGGCAUCGUGGGCAUACCGCGGGCGUUCCGCAACGCUGGGCUGUUGACAGGGCUGGUUUUGCUUGCACUGCUGGCCGUCGUCAACGACUGGACGCUCCGCAUGAUCAUCGUCAACACCAAGCUGUCGGGAGCGAAGACGUACACAGGCUUUGUGAGCCAUGCGUACGGCGAUUUGGGGAAAACCGCGAUCCUGCUGGCCCAGGGUCUAUUUGGGUUUGGUGGCAACGUUGGGUUUGCUGUGAUCAUUGGCGACACGAUCCCGCACGUUCUGAGAUCUGUGUUUGCGCGCCAGGUCGAAUCGUCCAGGGUGGUGGACUUCCUGCUCGCCAGAAACACGCUGAUCGUGUUCUGCAUUAUGGGCAUCUCGUUCCCGCUGUCACUGACCAAGGACAUCGGCCGGCUCGCGAAGGCCAGCGGCAUUGCACUCGUCAGCAUGUCUGUGAUCCUGCUGAUUGUGGUGUUCCGCGGCCCAGCCAUGCCAGCCGAUGUUCGUGGCCAGGUGUCUGGAACUGGCUGGUUUGUGGAGCCGGGGAUUUUCCAGAGCAUCAGCGUGAUUUCAUUCGCGCUCGUGUGCCACCACAACACCACGUUCAUCUACGACUCGAUCAAAAAGCCCACGCUCGACCGGUUCAACCGCGUGACCCAUGUCGCGUGCGCGCUCUCCGGCGUAGUGUGCGGCAUUAUGGGCGUCUCGGGCUACCUCGCAUUUGGGCCCAAGACCAAGGGUAAUGUGCUCAAUAACUUCCCCACGGACGACUGGAUCGUCAACGUUGCACGGCUCUGUUUCGGCCUCAACAUGCUCACCACGUACCCGCUCGAGCUGUACGUGGUGCGCGCAGUUGUGCGCGACCUGCUCGAAAUUUACCAUAGACACGAGAUCCCCGAAUUGUCCACGACGCAGCACCUGCUGAUCACGACCGUGCUCGCGGGCGUGCCCAUGCUCGCGGCGCUGUUCACGUGCAAUCUGGGGGCCAUUCUGGAACUUGUCGGUGCCACGUCCGCGUCGCUGCUGGCGUUCAUCCUGCCCCCGCUAUGUUUUCUUAAACUGACCAAGAUGAAGCCGCUCAGAGAGAAAAUACCCUUGUACCUGUGCAUAGCGUUUGGUCUGUGUGUCAUGGUGCUGUCGUCCACACAGACAAUACUGAGUGCGUUGCGAAACACCGACGACGACCACUGUGUCGUAUAG
Ogataea parapolymorpha DL-1 is the source of this 1347-nucleotide messenger RNA. RefSeq names its product Vacuolar amino acid transporter 2. Gene Ontology annotation, molecular function: amino acid transmembrane transporter activity. Bases 1 to 1347 code for a protein of 448 amino acids. The transcript has a single exon. Lineage: Eukaryota; Fungi; Ascomycota; Pichiomycetes; Pichiales; Pichiaceae. The record is from RefSeq and is a predicted model, not a curated record. Gene Ontology annotation, biological process: amino acid transmembrane transport. Gene Ontology annotation, cellular component: endoplasmic reticulum.